Molecule: messenger RNA, 1607 nt
Organism: Manduca sexta (tobacco hornworm)
Lineage: Eukaryota; Metazoa; Arthropoda; Insecta; Lepidoptera; Sphingidae
Product: lysophospholipase-like protein 1
Exons: 5
Coding region: 160-858 (232 amino acids)
Biological process (GO): protein depalmitoylation
Cellular component (GO): cytoplasm
Molecular function (GO): carboxylic ester hydrolase activity; palmitoyl-(protein) hydrolase activity
Source: RefSeq, a predicted model, not a curated record
UAUUUGUGACGUUAAACAGAUACUUCGACUAAGGAUUCAAGGAAGUAAAAGAUUCGAUACAAAAUAAUUGACUAUUCGAUGGACUGACAGAUAAUUUUAUCCCUUCACUAGUUUAUUUACGUCACGUGUUUUAAAUUCAGGGCUCAGUCUACAGUCAGUAUGAGCGUAACAAAACUCGGCACCAUGCACCUCACUGGCCACACAGGUUCAAAACAUACUGCCACUGUAAUAUUUUUCCAUGGCUCAGGAUCAUGUGGCAAAGAUAUGAAAGAAUGGGUCAGGCUAAUGGUGAAAAACUUUUCCUUCCCGCACAUCAAGGUGUUGUACCCGACAGCUCCGUUGCAGCCUUACACUCCUGCUGGGGGAAUGCCGAGCAAUGUCUGGUUUGACCGAGAAGACAUCUCACCUCAGGUCAAGGAGAAGCUGGACUCCAUUGCACAAAUAGAAAAAGAAGUGAGGCAACUAAUUAAAAAUGAAAAUCUUGCUGGGAUUCCAAGCAAUAGGAUUAUUGUUGGUGGUUUCUCCAUGGGUGGCGCCUUGUCACUCCACACAGCUUACCGUUGGGAUCGAAACUUGGCUGGCACUUUUGCGUUUAGUUCUUUCCUGAACCAAAAUUCAGUUGUUUACCAAGAACUGAAGGCAGCUAAUGCUGGCACUAAACUGCCGCCGCUCCUCCAAUUACAUGGUGACUCUGACGAUUUGGUAGACGCGAAGUGGGCUCUUAACACCUUCAAUGAAUUGAAAAGUCUUGGAGUAAAUGGAGAGUUUCACACAAUGGAGAAACUCGGACACUCCUUAAACCGUCGAGGCAUGAACAUGAUAAUGAAUUUUAUUGUGAAACUCUUGCCUGAACAGUGACCUGCGAUAUUUUGUUAUAAAAACAUUGCAGGUGUUUCAUAUGACGGGUGCACGAAACGGAGGGAUCAUCACAAAUGCUAUUAUAUUAUUACUCAACACACACACUCUCGCCUUUUAUACAUAUAUUUUGUAGGCAGUGGUGCCAAUGGUACAUCCUUUUUUGCCGUGUGUAUUCCGACCCCCGAUGGAAAAGGAGGCGAGCGUACUAUGUUGGAUACAUAACAACAGAAUCUGAUGACUAUGACAUAACUUGGACUAUUGUGUGGUAACAUUGAAAUAAAUUACACUGUCUUAUGACAUGUGUGAUGGAAAGAAGAUGCUCAAAGCUGAAGAAUUAUGUGUAAAAAAUAAAAGAACAGGCACUUAAAUAAAAUUGAUAUGAAACAUAAUUUUAAUGAAUUAUGGUUUAUUAUGGGCCAUGCGAUGGUUACCAAUAAACUUAUAUAAUGUAGAAUACACAGAUUAUAAUAUAUUAUUAAUUGAAUGAUAAGGUUAUAAAAUCAACAUAUAUUUGUUUGUUUUGUCGAUAAUGUAGAAAGAUGAUGAUAACCAUCUUUCUGUGUACCCUUCGUGUGUUUCAUAUUGGCUAAGAGUUAUUGAUAAUUGGCUGUGUUUCCUAUACCAAUAGUUAUAGUUAAGGGAAUAAAUGAUUAUAAUUAUCUUACAUUAAUUUUGUGUGACUUGCGAUCCUCAAUGUAUGUAUUUUAAUAUAAUAUAAGGCAAACAACUUGAGCACACCUCCGCAUGGU